CAGCGACCAAGAUUACUUUUAAUGAAGCGAGAGAGGAUGAUGAAUACGAUAAUCGGAAUCAUCUGUCCUGCAAUAAGGAUCUUUUUCAUCUCGUGUAAGAUAAGACUUUUGACUAUCUAAGGUUCACAAGAUCAUUGACUGAUGGGUGCCUUUGGCUUUAUUUAUUUUCCACUGAUGAUGUCUUUGCCCAUGUCGAUGAGUAAAGAAUGCAGCAUCUCCACUUGAGCUCUCGACCGUUGACGCGGCAGUCCGGAUGCUUCAGAAAUCGCGGAAUUCCUUACUAUUAAGGGCUAACCAAUUACAUCCUCCACAACCAUCCCACACUCUCUUUCUAGUAGGAAAGAGGUGGGGGAUGUGCUGAAGAAUGUAAUGUGGCAACCUUUAAUACUACUCCCACUCCGUUGUUGUACCUCAACAUGCCGCUGAACUUGCACCAGGAGGGACAUCAAAAGUACCUUGUGUAGUUGAGAGAAAUGUAGUUGAGAGGCAUUACUCAUCAGGAAGACUGGAGCAUGUUCUGCAACUACCUCUUCCAGUACUGAGAAAGUCUACGAGCUGUACUGGAGCAUGUGGAGCACCAGGUUUCCGGCGCUGGUUUUCCU
Molecule: messenger RNA, 602 nt
Organism: Amoebophrya sp. A25
Lineage: Eukaryota; Dinophyceae; Syndiniales; Amoebophryaceae
Source: the annotation of a GenBank genome assembly